CAACAAAGAUAAAACGACAUCACGGUGCACCCGGGUGAGGAAUCUGAACGCAGCCCUGUAUGUCGAUGGAAACGCCUGACCGAAACAUUUUAAGAACGUUUUAGAAUUGAAAAAUCUAUGCCCUUACCGCCAGACGCCAAUUUUGCUGUUUCAUGUUUACCGAGUUUUGACAAACUUCCGUUUCCGUUUGUUGCGUUAGCUGUGUUUGGACCGUUUGGACACGUGGCGUCAUACAUUCGUAUCAUUCGCAUCCUUUUCUGUUCAGAAGAAUAAAAAGAAACUGCGUACAUUGAAUUAAGCACUCUUAAAUUUCGAAAUUUGGCAUGUUAACUAUUUAAAAUUUAGGUAAGCAAUAAGUCUACGUCGCGAUAUUCGUGUUUUCCUUCUGAUAUACUGCGCCUUAAAAUAUUUUACAACAAUAAUAAUGGAUUCCAUUCAAGAGCUAUCAGCAUUGGAAGAGGAAGCUAGACAGCUAGAGAAAAAGCUAGAGAAAGAUAGAUUAAUAUUGAUAAAAAAGAAAUGGCACAUCGAACAAGAGAAGGAAAAGCAGCACAAUGAACGAAAGUUAAAAAUGAUUGAAGAAUAUGAAAAACAGCGAGCUAAAAAACGAAGAAUUGAAAACAAAAGGGAAUACAGAAACAGUAGUCCACAAAGUAUGCGAUACAGAAGCAGUGAUUCACGACAAAGUAUGCGAUACAGAAGGAGUAAUUCACGAGAAAGUAUGCGAUACAGAAGAAGUAAUUCACGAGAAAGUAUGCGAUACAGAAGGAGUAAUUCACAAGAACGUACGCGAUACAAAAGGAAUAAUUCACAAGAAAGUACACAACACAGAAGCAGUAGUUUACAACAAAUUAUGCAAUACGGAAGCAGUAGUUCACAAAACGAAGAUUUUUGCCCAAUAUUCAAAGGAAAUAAAAUAAGUCCAACUCGAGAGACACGAACAAUCACAUUUUCGCAAGAUAAAUUGGAGAAGCAGUUGUCAAAUAAGAAGACUACUUAUGGAGGAGAUACUUCUACUUAUGGAGGAGAUACUUCUACUUAUGGAGGAGAUAUUUCUACUUAUGGAGGAGAUACUUCUACUUAUGGAAGAGAUCCCAUAUACACAUAUAGAAGAGUUGAUAAAAAUUAUUGUUAUUCUAGUUCAUACAAGUCAAUCGUGCAUCGAGAUGAUCGAAGAGACAAUGAUGACAAUAGAUACAGUCACGACAGAAGACGAGGUAAGUUAGCAAAAAAAGAGAUAAAGAUAGAAGACAGCAUAAAGGAUAAAAACAGCAUAAAGGAAGAUAAAGAUACAAACGAAAGCAGAGGUACAAAUUCAUUGCAUGAAAGUAGCUGCAGUACAUCUGUUCAAAAUCAUUCAAGAUCUCAUCACAGAAGUAGAAGUCAUUUGACGACCAGUGAAGUUGGAGGAAGAAUCGACGACGGCAAAAAAAAAUUUUCAUCUGGAAGAAAUUAUAAUCCACCACGCGAAGAGUAUCGCGCAUCUUCAAGAUCAUCCAUGAAGUAUUCGAUUUCUAAUCCUGUAAUCUUCUACAAUCCCAGCAUGGAUUUACUCAGACCGAUGCAUGUACCGAUGCCGAUGCCGAUGCCGAUGCCGAUGCCGAUGCAGAUGCAGAUGCCGAUGCAGAUGCCAAUGCCGGAGCCCGGAAGACAGGCACCCAUACUUAUGCCCAUCUAUCCAAGAUUUUUAUCUGCGCCAUUUGCACCGCUGAAUAUGUAUCGAUGUAGACAACCUUCUCCUAGAUUUAACAAUGUCAGAGGAACUAGGACCAGUACUAAUCAAAACUAUAAGAAGAAUACAUUUUAAUUUUAAUAACACUCUUAAUAUGGAUGAAUAUUAUACAAUUGUUUAUCGUUUAUCACAACAAUUAUAUGUUUUAUCUAAAUUUUUGUAAUUUCUACAAUAUAUAGCGUACAUCCGGAAUUUUA
Messenger RNA from Solenopsis invicta (red fire ant), 1929 nucleotides. Its product is annotated as PH domain-containing protein DDB_G0287875. The transcript has 10 exons. Bases 425 to 1807 code for a protein of 460 amino acids. NCBI's taxonomy places the organism in Eukaryota, Metazoa, Arthropoda, Insecta, Hymenoptera, Formicidae. The record is from RefSeq and is a predicted model, not a curated record.